CAGUGAUGACCACAACCUCGGUUUGAAGCGGGUGGAGGGGGGAGCACGUGGUAACUUUAGUCCCUUAUAAAUCUCCUGCAGGCCGCCACUGCUGUCCGCUUGGCACGCGUAAAAGACGAGCCGUUCCUCAACUAGAUGGGGUGAGGGAAGACGCGUAAAGCGCACUUCAGUCGCAAAGAAGCCAACCUCCGAGCACCUUUUUACCGCGCUGCUGUGAAAGGAAAUCACAGCUUUUGAGUGGAUUUCUGAGUUUUUGCCACAGCCAAAAACAGCGUGAGUCCCCACUGAACGCCAGGACUGCCUUUAAAAUUUUGUUUUGAUGUUUUUUAACUACUACUUUACUCUGUGAUCUGUCUGGAGAACAGUAAGCAAUGAAUCGCACAUCAAGACGCUGAAGUUCAAGAGACAGAGACCUCGGAGCCCAGAGAAGUCCGGUUGUAGAGCAGAGCCGAGGUCUGAUGCAGUGGAGGUGUGCUCACGGCUGUGCGUCCCGCUGACGAGAACCCCUCCGCUGUUUUUAACUCGUUUCUUUUCAUGCAUAUAUUUCACAUCCGCGCAUCCAGCUCUGUCAACAUUCAGCAGCACCUUUACGCGCACUCGCCGUGCGUUCACCGUCAGCGAGGAACCGAUCUUUUCUCUAGAGACAGUUGAAUGGAUUUUCACGUAUACUUUACUGAAACUGGGGAAUUAGAACCAAACGAUUUUCAAGUAAAAGUUUGGGGCCACUUGGUUCGUGUGCGUAAAUGCUUUCCACUUUGAUUUUUGCCCAAGAAAUGCGUCUGCCUGGCCAUAUUUAAAUCGCCUCAGUCGUUAUUUUCCCGAGUGUUUUUUGUUUGAGAUUUGAAGGAGAAGAUGAACCUGUGUAUCGUAAGUCUGCUCCUUACUUUGGAUUUAGCUACAGUGGCGCUCAGUUUGUCCACAUGCAGCACGUUGGACAUGGAUCAGUUCAAGAAGAAGCGCAUCGAGGCUAUCCGAGGGCAGAUCCUGAGCAAGCUGAAGCUCACUAGUCCACCGGAGGACUUUCCCGAGCCCGAGGAGGUGUCCCGGGACAUUGUCGCCAUAUACAACAGCACCCGGGACCUGCUGCAGGAGAAAGCGAACGAACGGGCGGCGACGUGCGAGCGGCAGCGCAGCGAGGAGGAGUACUACGCCAAGGAGGUGCACAAGAUCGACAUGCAGCCCUUCUACCCGUCCGAGAAUGUCAUCUCUCCGACACACUUCAACCCCUACUUCAGGCGGCUGACAUUUGAUGUGUCCUCUAUGGAGAAGAAUGCGUCCAACCUGGUGAAGGCUGAGCUCAGGAUCUUCCGUCUUCAAAACUCUGGGGCCCGAGUAUCUGAGCAGCGCAUCGAGCUCUAUCAGAUUUUAGGACACAAAGACCUGACAUCCCCAACACAGCGGUAUAUUGACAGCAAGGUGGUACGAACACAAACGGAGGGAGAGUGGCUGUCCUUUGAUGUCACAGAGGCAGUGAGUGAAUGGCUGAACCACAGAGACAGGAACAGCGGAUUCAAGAUCAGCCUGCACUGCCCUUGCUGCACAUUUGUACCAUCAAAUAACUACAUUAUUCCCAACAAGAGUGAGGAGCUGGAGGCACGGUUUGCAGGUAUCGAUGACAGCUUCAUCCAUGGUGGUGACCUGAAGGUGUUUAAGAAGCGGCGGCACAGUGCUCGGGCUCCACACCUUCUCCUCAUGCUGCUUCCUUCAUACCGGCUGGAGUCCCAGUCCCAGCACAAGAAUCAUCGAUCCAAGAGAGCCCUGGAUGCCGCCUACUGCUCCAAAAAUGUUCAGGACAACUGCUGCUUACGGUCACUCUACAUCGAUUUUAAGAAGGACCUGGGCUGGAGGUGGAUCCAUGAGCCGAAGGGAUACGAGGCCAACUUCUGUGCCGGUGCAUGUCCAUAUCUGUGGAGUGCCGAUACCCAGCAUUCCAAGGUGUUAGGCCUGUAUAACACCAUCAACCCUGAAGCAUCAGCAUCACCGUGCUGUGUCUCCCAGGAUCUGGAGCCCCUCACCAUCCUCUACUACAUUGGCAAGACCCCAAAAAUAGAGCAGCUCUCCAAUAUGAAGGUCAAGUCCUGCAAGUGCAGCUAGAAGCCCUUACAAGCCAGCACACUCUCUCCUUCACACACACACACACACACACACACACACACACACACACACACACACACACACAAUGGACUUGGGCGUACAUGCAGUCAACCACAACUGUACUUUUUCAUGCGCUACCAUACUCGCUGCAGUGUGUUCACACAGGCACAGUCAGGAGUGGUGUGUUGAAGAACAGAGGUACAGAAAAAUUCAGCACUAGUUUAGUGCACACACAACAUACAGGACCAGUGCUGUCAUGAUACCAGAAACCUGACUUUGAUACCAGUGCUAAGUGGCAGAAAUACAGAGCAACACUUCAGUAUUCAGUUGGCAUAAGUUCAUGCUGCCUAAAAUGGAUAACAGCAUAGAUGGGACAUUUGUGCAGAGAUUUUUCAUGAAGAACACAAGUCCAGUUUGCAUUUUGUCGUGCGAUGCUUGGCUUUCCAAGCACUUAGGGAUGUAUAGCAGAGGGUUUUAGAUGUUAAUCAUUGCUGUCUUAAAGGGAAAUAGUUCCUCCUGGCAACAAUUUCUAAACCAGAUUAAAUGAAAAAGAUGCAGUACCGUUAUGGGCCACUAGUUACUGGUUUUGAAAAAUCUGACUGUAUUGAAAUUUAUUUUAAAGGUAGAUCCCAACAGAUGAAUCUGACAGUAUUAGCUUAUCGCAGAUAUACUGAGCACAGUAUAGCUGAACUAAACAAACCACUGCUGCACAGAAUUGUCAAAAAUAGGCUUAAAAUCCUGUUAUCAUAUAUUUACAUGCUAGUUUUCUGGGCUUUUUUCUAGCUGUCAAAUGUCCUGCUCAGGACAUAUCAGGGUCACAGUUCUAUAAGUAUGAUGACAUGAUGAGACUUCAGUCUUCAGCUGACCUCAGUUGCUACGGUAAUGGCUCUGGUUAUUGUUUGCAUUUCCUGCAUAUUCCAGUGCACGUUUGUAUUGAAAUGAAAUUUCAGCUGGUAGAACAUAUUUGAUUAUGGCUGUAAAGAAUCUUUUGCAGUGGUAUCAAAGCCAUGCCAAAAUUUGGACUAUUGUGACCCCACUGCACAUAUACUGUAUGCUAUACAUACUGUAUGCUAUACAUCCAUACAUACACAUGCAGUGACACAGAUAUGGCUUUUGUACAGGUAUGUCUUAAGGUAUUUUGAAGGCCCUGUCAACAUGCACCACCUCACACACUUGUUACACCGAGACACGAGAGUAAGGCAAACACUGGAAGUAUAAGUGAUAAGUGUCUAUAUGUGAAAUAAGUCCUGAAAACAACACAGCCCCACCCCAACACCUACCCACCACUUCACCCCCCCUCUGCCCCACCUCACUCCUCCACAGCCUCCACAGUCACACCACAUCCUCAUUUUUUGUGUUUGUCUUUGGUUUGUAUCCUUUGUCAUUUUCUAAAUCUUUUCAUUCCAUUCUAGAGAACACAUUCACGGUCAUGGUUUAUCCCCCUAGAGAAGUGGAUAGCAUCAAACUCGCACUGAUGAUAUAUAACAGCUACUCCAUUUUAUAAUUUACAGAUGUUGGAAAAUGGUUACUUUUGAUAAAUGAGUGAAAAACCCACCAUACAAGAAAACAAAUACAUCAUAUGGAUCCAUAGCUCCUUAAUGGAUAAUUCUGGUUUAUAAUAACAAUUGUCUUAUUUUUGUAAUUUGCCAUCAUUUCUGUUAAAUAUUGGAAAGAUGUAAAACCUACAUUUCUGAACCAUUUGGAAUUACCUGGAUUUCUGCAUAAAUUUGUCAUAAAAUGUGAUGUGAUCUCCAUCUAAGUCUAAGAGUAUUGACAAAUAUAUUGUGCUUAAAAUAUUAACAAAAAAAAUUCUGAUCAUUCAUGUCUUUAUUAAACACACUCAUUCAACAUUCAAAAGUAAGUGAACCCUUGGAAUUAAUAACAGGUUGACCCCCCCUUGGCAGCAGUAACCUCAAUCAGGCGCUUCCUGUAGCAGUGGAUCAUUUUGCCAAUUCCACUGUGGAGUGUCAAUGUGCUCUUUUGCAAACUUCAGGUAUGCAGUGAUGUUCUUAGUAAGCAGUGGCUUCCUUCAUGGUGCCCUGCCAUAGACACCCUGCUUGUUCAAUGUUCUACAUACUGUAGACUCAUGAACACAGAUGUUAGUCAGUUCCUAUGAUGCCUUCAAAUCUUUGGCUGUCACUCUGGGUUGUUUCUUUACCUCACUGAUGAGUCUUUGUUGUGCUCUUGGGGUCAUUUUGACUGGACACCCACUUCUUGGUAGAGUAGCCACAGUCCCAAAGUGUCUCCAUUUAUAGAUCAUUUUCCUAACAGUAGACUGGGUGAAUUUCUAAAGUCUUUGAAAUUGCUUUGUAACCCUUUCCAGCUGUAAUCCUUCAGUCAUUCUUUUCUGUUUCUUUAAUUAAAAAAAAUGCACUGAUGCUGUUUUAGUUUUCUAUUUUAAAAUACCUAGUUUUCUUAGUUAGUCCCAAUUCCCCCCUUAAUAGAUAAGAAAGCUCUUUUUGGUGAGGCAUGGCUCACAUAAGCAUAUUCUUCUUGUGCGGUGCAAAUGUUUGAGUGUUUUUCAUCAGUCAAAGUAGCUCUAGUCCACACCUCCAAACUCAUUUUCUUAACAAGAUUCCAGGAAUGCUACCACCUGAGUCCAAUUAGCUUUUUUGAGGUCAUUAACUCAAGGGUUCACAUACUUUUUCCACUAGCACUAUGAGGUUUUUAUGGUUGUCCUAAAUAAAGACAUGAAAGAUCAGAAUUUUUUUCUGUUAUUAUUUUAGGCACAUUAUAUUUGUCAGUACUCUUAGCUUAGAUGAAGAUCAGAUCACAUUUUAUGACAAAUUUAUAAUUUAGAAAUCCAGGUAAUUCCAAAGGGUUCACAUACUUACUUAGGGUUCACAUACUGUGUGUGUGUGUGUGUGUGUGUGUGAGUGAGUGAGUGAGUGCGUGAGUGAGUGUGUGUUUAGCAGCCUUUAACAAAAACACACACUUCCCAUAGGUUUGAGGUGUUUGUGGGUUAAACAUUGGUAGCUGGACAGAGGAGACUAGGUUCAUACCAAACUGUGCAGACAUUUCUGAGACAGCAGAGAUUUCCUAGAAGAAUAUCACAGAGAAGGGACAGCAACGUGUCCGGCCAGCUGGUGAUUUCAGACUCAAUAUUUAAAUGGGAGCCACACUCAAACAAUAGUUUGAAUUUUGAGUAAAAGUGGCAGAAUAAGCUUGAUGUUGUUGGAAUGACAAACAUAAUAAGCGUAUUGUAAUAAACCAGAAUUAUCCCUCGAACAUCAUGAACGUACAGAUUACUGCUGUGAAGAGAGGCGUCCUCCAUGUCCCAUUUACGGUGCACUGGCCGUGCCUUCCACACAGAGAGAACACAUAAAGACAUGAUAACAUUUCAUAAGCCUAAGAAUUACAGCGCUGUCAUCUCAAAUGCUCAAAUGUGUAUGCAUGGCCACACAUUCAGUUCACACUAGCUGAAGGUUGUGGAUUCAAAGAAAGGAGUUGUGGUCUCUUGGUAAGUGAUGAUGGAGCUACGCUUGGGGAAACACUGCUGGCGAUUAGAGUGAUGAAAGAUUACAGAAGGUGUUAAUGAAGAGUAGAUAAGAGCUUCGCUAAAGGCUCUUGGAGCCAAAAAUAAUACAAAAUGUAUCCAGCCAUCUAUGGCCACCUGUAUCGCUCUGUAGUAGUGUUUUGUAGUGUCAUCAGUGUGUCGUCUUGCUGCCAACAGAAAACUUUUAUUUCACCCACAAACCUGCAGAAGCUGUCUGUCAGUCAUUCUUUUCUGUUUCUUUAAUUAAAAAAACAAA
Messenger RNA from Toxotes jaculatrix (banded archerfish), 5846 nucleotides. RefSeq names its product transforming growth factor, beta 2 (gene tgfb2). The record is from RefSeq and is a predicted model, not a curated record. Gene Ontology annotation, cellular component: extracellular region. The coding region runs from base 853 to 2094 and encodes 413 amino acids. Gene Ontology annotation, biological process: regulation of cell population proliferation; BMP signaling pathway; SMAD protein signal transduction. Lineage: Eukaryota; Metazoa; Chordata; Actinopteri; Toxotidae. Gene Ontology annotation, molecular function: type II transforming growth factor beta receptor binding; cytokine activity; type III transforming growth factor beta receptor binding. The transcript is spliced from 7 exons.